AUGGCCGCGCGGGCAGCAGCGGCGGCGGCGGCGGCGGCGGCGCGGGCGCGGGCUGGCAGCGGCGAGCGACGGGCGCCCCCCGGGCCGCGGCCGGCGCCCGGGGCCCGGGACCUGGAGGCGGGGGCGCGCGGCGCGGCGGCGGCGGCGGCACCGGGACCCAUGCUGGGGGGCGGCGGCGACGGCAGCGGCCUGAAUAACGUGCACCACCACCCCCCGCACCCCCGUCACGAACUGAACAUGGCCCAUAACGCGAGCGCGGCGGCCACGGCCGCCGCCGCCGCCGCCAGCGCUAACAGCGCCAAGAGCGGCGGCUCCGAGACGGCUCUCAAGGAGGGUGGAAGCGCCGCCGCGCUGUCCUCCUCCUCCUCCGCGGCGGCGUCCUCCUCUUCCUCCUCGGCGGGCCCGGGCUCGGCCAUGGAGACGGGGCUGCUCCCCAACCACAAACUGAAAACCGUUGGCGAAGCCCCCGCCGCACCGCCCCACCAGCAGCACCACCACCACCACCAUGCCCACCACCUGCACCACCAUGCCCACCACCUCCACCGCCACCACCACGCACUACAACAGCAGCUAAGCCAGUUCCAGCAGCAGCAGCAGCAGCAGCGGCAGCAUCCCAUUCCCAACAACAGCCUCAGCGGCGCGGGCAGUGGCACGGCUCAGCCCGGUCCCGACAUGGAGCAGCCGCAACAUGGAGGGGCCAAGGACAGUGCCGGGGGCAGCCAGGCCGACCCCCCGGGCCAGCCUCUGCUGAGCAAGCCGGGCGACGAGGACGACGCGCCGCCCAAGAUGGGGGAGCCGGCGGGCGGCCGCUACGAGCAGCCGGGCCUGGGCGCCCUGGGCGCGCAGCAGCAGCCGGUCGCCGUGCCCGGGGGCGGCGGCGGCGUCGGCGGCGGCGUCGGCGGCGGCGGUGGCGGCGGCGGCCCGGCGGCCGUCUCGGAGUUUAAUAAUUACUAUGGCAGCGCUGCCCCAGCUAGCGGCGGCCCCGGCGGCCGCGCUGGGCCUUGCUUUGAUCAACAUGGCGGACAACAAAGCCCCGGGAUGGGGAUGAUGCACUCCGCCUCAGCUGCCGCCGGAGCCCCCAACAGCAUGGACCCCCUGCAGAACUCCCACGAAGGGUACCCCAACAGCCAGUACAACCAUUAUCCGGGCUACAGCCGGCCCAGCGCGGGCGGCGGCGGCGGCGGCGGCGGCGGUGGAGGAGGAGGAGGAGGAGGAGGCAGCGGAGGAGGAGGAGGAGGAGGAGCAGGAGCGGGAGCUGUGGCGGCGGCGGCCGCGGCGGCGGCGGCAGCAGCAGCAGGAGGCGGCGGCGGCGGCGGCUAUGGGGGCUCGUCCUCGGGGUACGGGGUGCUGAGCUCCCCCCGGCAGCAGGGCGGCGGCAUGAUGAUGGGCCCCGGGGGCGGCGGGGCCGCGAGCCUCAGCAAGGCGGCCGCCGGCGCGGCGGCGGGGGGCUUCCAGCGCUUCGCCGGGCAGAACCAGCACCCGUCGGGGGCCACCCCGACCCUCAACCAGCUGCUCACCUCGCCCAGCCCCAUGAUGAGGAGCUACGGCGGCAGCUACCCGGACUACAGCAGCCCCAGCGCGCCGCCGCCGCCGCCGCCGUCGCAGCCCCAGUCCCAGGCGGCGGCGGCGGCGGGGGCGGCGGCGGGCGGCCAGCAGGCGGCCGCGGGCAUGGGCUUGGGCAAGGACAUGGGCGCCCAGUACGCCGCUGCCAGCCCGGCCUGGGCGGCCGCGCAACAAAGGAGCCACCCGGCGAUGAGCCCCGGCACCCCCGGCCCGACCAUGGGCAGAUCCCAGGGCAGCCCGAUGGAUCCCAUGGUGAUGAAGAGACCUCAGCUCUAUGGGAUGGGCAGUAACCCUCAUUCUCAGCCACAGCAGAGCAGCCCUUACCCGGCAGGUUCCUACGGCCCCCCAGGCCCACAGCGGUAUCCAAUUGGCAUUCAAGGUCGGACCCCAGGGGCCAUGGGAGGAAUGCAGUACCCACAGCAGCAGGUGCCGCCUCAGUAUGGUCAGCCAGGUGUGAGCGGUUACUGCCAGCAGAGCCAGCAGCCUUACUACAGCCAGCAGCCGCAGGCGCAGUAUCUGUCGUCCCAGCCCCAGCAGAGGUACCAGCCACAGCAGGAUAUGUCUCAGGAAGGCUAUGGAACUAGGUCUCAACCUCCUCUGGCUCCUGGAAAACCUAACCAUGAAGACUUGAACUUAAUACAACAAGAAAGACCAUCAAGUUUACCAGUUGAAGUCUUGACCUCGGAGGAUACUGCCUUUGGACUCAAGGACCUGUCCGGCUCCAUUGAUGACCUCCCCACGGGAACGGAAGCGACUUUGAGCUCAGCAGUGAGUGCGUCCGGGUCCACGAGCAGCCAAGGGGAUCAGAGCAACCCAGCUCAGUCGCCUUUCUCUCCACACGCAUCUCCCCAUCUCUCCAGCAUCCCUGGGGGCCCAUCGCCUUCUCCUGUCGGCUCUCCUGUAGGAAGCAACCAGUCACGAUCUGGCCCAAUUUCUCCUGCAAGUAUUCCAGGCAGUCAGAUGCCUCCUCAGCCACCUGGGGGCCAGUCAGAAUCCAGUUCUCAUCCUGCCUUGAGCCAGUCACCAAUGCCACAGGAAAGAGGUUUUAUGGCAGGCACACAAAGAAACCCUCAGAUGUCUCAAUAUGGACCUCAACAGACAGGACCAUCCAUGUCGCCUCAUCCUUCUCCUGGAGGCCAGAUGCAUCCUGGAAUCAGUAGCUUUCAGCAGAGUAACUCAAGUGGGACUUACGGUCCACAGAUGAGCCAGUAUGGACCACAAGGUAACUACUCCAGACCCCCAACAUAUAGUGGGGUGCCCAGUGCAAGCUACAGCGGCCCAGGGCCCGGCAUGGGCAUCAAUGCCAACAGCCAGAUGCAUGGACAAGGGCCAAGCCAGCCGUGUGGUGCUAUGCCCCUGGGACGAAUGCCAUCAGCUGGGAUGCAGAACAGACCCUUUCCUGGAAAUAUGAGCAGCAUGACCCCUAGUUCUCCUGGCAUGUCUCAGCAGGGAGGGCCAGGAAUGGGGCCACCAAUGCCAACCGUGAACCGUAAGGCACAGGAGGCAGCUGCCGCAGUGAUGCAGGCCGCUGCGAACUCGGCACAAAGCAGGCCACCAUACAUUAGGUCGCCUGCUUAUCCCAGCCAGUCUGGGGCUGGCGGACGCCCCAUGUUUUCUUCCCAGCACCCCAACUAUGGCACCUCUCAGGCUCCCAUGAUGAACCAGCCUGACCAGUACGGGCAAGGCGGCUUUCCCGGCAUGAAUCAGAGUGGACUCGUGGCUUCCAGCUCUCCCUACAGCCAGCCCAUGAACAACAGCUCUGGGCUGAUGAACACCCAAGCGCCCCCCUACAGCCUGACGCCCAACAUGGUGAACAGCUCGACAGCAUCUAUGGGUCUUGCAGAUAUGAUGUCUCCUGGUGAAUCCAAACUGCCCCUGCCUCUCAAAGCAGAUGGUAAAGAAGAAGGCACUGCACAGCCGGAGAGCAAGUCGAAGGAUAGCUACAGCUCUCAGGGUAUUUCUCAGCCCCCAACCCCCGGCAACCUGCCAGUCCCUUCCCCAAUGUCCCCCAGCUCUGCUAGCAUCUCCUCAUUUCAUGGAGAUGAAAGUGAUAGCAUUAGCAGCCCAGGCUGGCCAAAGACUCCAUCAAGCCCUAAGUCCAGCUCAUCCACCACCACUGGGGAAAAGAUCACAAAGGUGUAUGAAUUGGGGAAUGAGCCAGAGAGAAAGCUGUGGGUAGACCGAUACCUCACCUUCAUGGAGGAGAGAGGCUCCCCGGUCUCAAGUCUGCCUGCGGUGGGCAAGAAGCCCUUGGACCUGUUCCGACUCUAUGUCUGCGUUAAAGAGAUUGGAGGUUUGGCACAGGUUAAUAAAAACAAGAAGUGGCGUGAGCUGGCAACCAACCUAAAUGUUGGCACUUCAAGCAGUGCAGCGAGCUCCCUGAAAAAGCAGUAUAUUCAGUACCUGUUUGCCUUUGAGUGCAAGACUGAGCGAGGGGAGGAGCCCCCGCCGGAAGUCUUCAGCACGGGAGACACCAAGAAGCAGCCCAAGCUCCAGCCGCCCUCUCCUGCUAACUCAGGAUCCUUGCAAGGUCCACAGACUCCCCAGUCAACUGGCAGUAAUUCCAUGGCAGAGGUUCCAGGUGACCUGAAGCCACCUACUCCGGCCUCCACCCCUCAUGGACAGAUGACCCCAAUGCAAGGUGGAAGAAGCAGUACAGUCAGUGUGCACGACCCAUUCUCAGAUGCAAGUGAUUCAUCGUUCCCAAAACGCAACUCCAUGACUCCGAGCGCCCCGUACCAGCAGGGCAUGAGCAUGCCAGAAGUGAUGGGCAGGAUGCCCUAUGAGCCCAACAAGGACCCCUUCGGAGGACUGAGGAAAGUGCCUGGCAGUAGCGAGCCGUUCCUGACGCAAGGACAGAUGCCCACCAGCAGCAUGCAGGACAUGUAUAACCAGAGCCCGUCUGGAGCGAUGUCCAGUCUAGGCAUGGGGCAGCGGCAGCAGUUUCCCUAUGGAGCCAGUUACGAUCGAAGGCAUGAACCUUACGGGCAGCAGUACCCAGGCCAAGGCCCUCCCUCAGGACAGCCGCCAUAUGGAGGACACCAGCCGGGCCUGUAUCCACAGCAGACGAAUUACAAGCGCCAUAUGGAUGGCAUGUAUGGGCCUCCAGCCAAACGCCACGAGGGAGACAUGUACAACAUGCAGUAUGGCAACCAGCAGCAAGAGAUGUAUAACCAGUACGGAAGUUCCUACUCCGGACCCGACAGGAGGCCCAUCCAGGGACAGUACCCGUACCCCUAUACCAGAGAGAGGAUGCAAGGCCCGGGGCAGAUACAGGCGCACGGCAUUCCGCCUCAGAUGAUGGGCGGCCCGAUGCAGUCGUCCUCCAGCGAAGGGCCUCAGCAGAGUAUGUGGGCGACACGCAACGAUAUGCCUUAUCCCUACCAGAGCCGGCAAGGCCCCGGCGGCCCUGCACAGACACCUCCUUACCCAGGCAUGAACCGCACGGACGACAUGAUGGUACCUGAUCAAAGGAUAAACCACGAGAGCCAGUGGCCUUCCCACGUCAGCCAGCGUCAGCCUUACAUGUCCUCUUCAGCCUCCAUGCAGCCCAUCACGCGCCCGCCUCAGACAUCCUACCAGACGCCACCGUCGCUGCCAAAUCACAUCUCCAGGGCGCCCAGCCCCGCCUCCUUCCAGCGCUCCCUGGAGAGCCGCAUGUCUCCCAGCAAGUCCCCCUUCCUGCCCUCCAUGAAGAUGCAGAAGGUCAUGCCCGCCGUCCCCACGGCCCAGGUCACGGGGCCGCCCCCCCAGCCGCCCCCAAUCAGAAGGGAGAUUACCUUUCCGCCUGGCUCUGUGGAAGCAUCACAGCCCGUCUUGAAACAAAGGCGGAAGAUUACCUCAAAAGAUAUCGUUACUCCUGAGGCCUGGCGUGUGAUGAUGUCCCUUAAGUCAGGUCUUCUGGCUGAAAGUACUUGGGCUUUGGACACUAUUAAUAUUCUUCUAUAUGAUGACAGCACUGUCGCUACUUUCAAUCUCUCCCAGUUGUCCGGAUUUCUCGAACUUUUAGUAGAGUACUUUAGGAAAUGCCUGAUUGACAUUUUUGGGAUUCUUAUGGAAUAUGAAGUGGGAGACCCCAGCCAAAAAGCACUUGAUCACAAUGUGGUAAAGAGAGAUGACAGCCAGUCCUCGGCCGACGAUUCCGGGAAAGAGGAAGAAGAUGCGGAAUGUAUUGAUGAGGAGGAGGAGGACGAGGAGGAAGACGAGGAGGAAGACGGUGGGAAGGCGGAGAGUGAGGACAGGAGCAGCACGGCUUUGGCCUCCCCCGAUGCCACCGCGGAUCCAAAGGAGAAGCCCAGGCAAGCCAGUAAGUUCGACAAGCUGCCAAUCAAGAUAGUCAAAAAGAACAACCUGUUUGUCGUCGACCGGUCUGACAAGCUGGGUCGUGUGCAGGAGUUCAGCAGUGGACUUCUGCACUGGCAGCUCGGCGGUGGGGACACCACCGAGCACAUCCAGACGCACUUUGAGAGCAAGACGGAAAUCCCUCCUCGCAGGCGUCCACCUCCCCCUUUAAGCUCCACAGGCAGAAAGAAAGAGCAGGAAGGCAAAGGGGAUUCUGAAGAGCAGCAAGAGAAGAGCAUCAUUGCAACCAUUGAUGAUGUCCUGUCUGCUCGGCCAGGGGCUCUUCCUGAAGACACAAACCCUGGUGCCCAAACCGAAAGCAGUAAGUUUCCCUUUGGAAUCCAUCAAGCCAAAAGCCACCGCAAUAUCAAGCUGCUGGAGGACGAGCCGAGGAGCCGGGACGAGGCUCCGCUCUGCACCGUCGCGCACUGGCAGGACUCGCUGGCUAAGCGCUGCAUCUGCGUGUCCAACAUCGUCCGGAGCUUGUCCUUUGUGCCUGGGAAUGACGCCGAAAUGUCCAAACAUCCAGGCUUGGUGCUGAUCCUGGGGAAGCUGAUUCUUCUUCACCACGAGCAUCCCGAGAGAAAACGAGCGCCGCAGACCUACGAGAAGGAGGAAGACGAGGACAAAGGGGUGGCCUGCAGCAAAGAUGAGUGGUGGUGGGACUGCCUCGAGGUCUUAAGGGAUAACACGUUGGUCACCUUGGCCAACAUUUCUGGGCAGCUAGACUUGUCUGCUUACACGGAAAGCAUCUGCUUGCCAAUACUGGAUGGCUUGCUGCACUGGAUGGUGUGCCCGUCAGCAGAGGCACAAGACCCCUUUCCCACUGUGGGACCCAACUCUGUCCUGUCGCCUCAGAGACUUGUGCUGGAGACGCUCUGUAAACUCAGCAUCCAGGACAACAAUGUGGACCUGAUCUUGGCUACGCCUCCGUUUAGUCGUCAGGAGAAAUUCUAUGCCACGUUAGUUAGGUACGUUGGGGAUCGCAAAAACCCAGUCUGUCGAGAAAUGUCCAUGGCGCUUUUAUCGAACCUUGCCCAAGGGGACGCGCUGGCUGCAAGGGCAAUAGCUGUGCAGAAAGGAAGCAUCGGGAACUUGAUAAGCUUCCUAGAGGAUGGGGUCACGAUGGCCCAGUAUCAGCAGAGCCAGCAUAACCUCAUGCACAUGCAGCCCCCGCCUCUAGAGCCCCCUAGCGUGGACAUGAUGUGCAGGGCGGCCAAGGCUCUGCUGGCCAUGGCCAGAGUGGACGAGAACCGCUCAGAGUUCCUUCUGCACGAGGGUCGAUUGCUGGAUAUCUCGAUAUCAGCCGUCCUGAACUCUCUGGUUGCGUCUGUCAUCUGUGAUGUACUGUUUCAGAUUGGGCAGUUAUGACAUCAGUGAGAAGGCAGCAUGUGUGAGUGAAGACUAGAGGCUCCCGUAUAACUGGCUGUUUUCUGUUCUUGUUUCUCCAGUGUAGGAAGAUGGAAAGAAAAUCUUUGCUCCUCUGCCCCAUCCACUAUUUACCAAUUGGGAAUUAAAGAGAUAAUUAAUUCGAA
Messenger RNA from Balaenoptera ricei (Rice's whale), 7439 nucleotides. RefSeq names its product AT-rich interaction domain 1B (gene ARID1B). Gene Ontology annotation, biological process: regulation of transcription by RNA polymerase II; chromatin remodeling; positive regulation of DNA-templated transcription. Gene Ontology annotation, molecular function: DNA binding; nucleosome binding. The transcript has 22 exons. The record is from RefSeq and is a predicted model, not a curated record. Gene Ontology annotation, cellular component: brahma complex; nBAF complex; SWI/SNF complex. Lineage: Eukaryota; Metazoa; Chordata; Mammalia; Artiodactyla; Balaenopteridae. Bases 1 to 7275 code for a protein of 2424 amino acids.